Crotalus tigris (Tiger rattlesnake) is the source of this 2924-nucleotide messenger RNA. RefSeq names its product ADP-ribosylarginine hydrolase (gene ADPRH). Gene Ontology annotation, biological process: protein de-ADP-ribosylation. Bases 375 to 1442 code for a protein of 355 amino acids. The record is from RefSeq and is a predicted model, not a curated record. NCBI's taxonomy places the organism in Eukaryota, Metazoa, Chordata, Lepidosauria, Squamata, Viperidae. The transcript is spliced from 5 exons. Gene Ontology annotation, molecular function: magnesium ion binding; ADP-ribosylarginine-[protein] hydrolase activity.
CUGCCCAUGAGUGUCCUUUUUCUGUUGCUUCAAGGUACAUCGUGUUUGUAAGCUGUUUAUAUUAAAUGUAGAUAUUAAGAUAUGUUAAUAGCAUGGCAAACUGUCAGACUCAGGAAAAUCUGGGAAAACAGCUUCCCCCCCCCCAAGUUGUUCCAUGAAUACAAAGACUUGCUCCCAUUUCAGUUUUUCUCCGCUUCCUAUUCUCAUUGUGGUGGAAAACUCUAUCUUCAGAUUUCAGCAUUCAUGAUGAAGGACCAAGGAUCUCAAAGAAUAGAGUCACAGACCACAGUUUGCCUAUCUCUGUUUCAUACUAUCAAAACCUCCAGUAUAUUAAUGAGAUUUUCUUGAUUAUAAUCUUACUGUGGCAACACAACAUGUGCUCUGGCCUGAUGGAGAACUAUGUGGCUGCCAUGGUGUUGAGUGCAGCUGGAGAUGCCCUAGGCUUUUGUAAUGCAAAAUGGGAAUUCCAACGCAGUGGUGAAAAAAUUCACAACGAAGUAGCCAAAAUGGGUGGCGUGGACCAUCUUAACAUAAAAGGUUGGAAGGUCAGUGAUGACACCAUUAUGCACUUGGCUACUGCUGAAGCCUUGGCUGCUGCUGGCAAAAACCCAGAAUUAUUCCACUUGUAUAAACUCCUUGCAACAAACUACAGGGAUUGUAUGAGUGACAUGGCUGGACGAGCUCCAGGUGAUACUUGCAUGCAUUAUGCUAUGAAUUUGGAUCCAGAUGACUCAGAUAGCUGGAUACCUAAUUUCUGUAAAAGGGGAGGAGGAUGUGGAGCUGCUAUGAGGUCGAUGUGCAUUGGACUAAGAUUUUGUCAUCCAGAAGACCUGGAAAAAUUAAUUGCGGUCAGUGUUGAGAGUGGACGAAUGACUCAUCAUCAUCCUACUGGUUAUCUUGGAUCCCUUGCAUCUGCUCUUUUUACUUCUUAUGCUGUGAAUCACAAACCACCACAGGAAUGGGGAAGAGGGCUAAUGGAGGUGAUCCCUAAAGCAAAGGCCUAUAUCCAGAAGUCUGGCUGCUUUGUAGAUAAAAAUUUGGAGCAUUGGAACUACUUUGAAGGCCAGUGGAAGAGAUACCUGGAAAUCAGAGGCAUCUCAGAUGGAAACUCUCCUCCUUCCUUCCCUAAAAUAUUUGGUGUGAAAGAGAGAGAUGAAUUCUACACUUCCUUGAGUUUCUCAGGGUGGGGAGGUAGUAGUGGCCAUGAUGCGCCCAUGAUUGCCUAUGAUGCUCUCCUGGGUUCUGAGAAUUGGACUGAGUUGGCUCUGCGGGGUUUCUUUCAUGGUGGGGACAGUGACUCCACUGGGGCGAUUGCUGCAUGCUGGUGGGGAGCAAUGUAUGGCUUCAAAGGGGUUAGUGAAAAAAACUAUAAACACAUUGAAUACAGAGACCGACUGGAAAAAGUAGCUGAGGAACUCUAUCAUCUCAGUUUGACUACCUAAAAGUCCUACUGCUAGAGAUGAAGUAACUGUUAAAAUCCAGCAAAAUAAAAUAUUUACCUAUAAACUGUAACUAUGAAUAGUGCAUACAUAUAGCGAUUUAAAUUAUGCAGUAAAUACUACUGAAAAAUCUACCACCAUCUGUCCCUAAAAUGUUAAAAAAAUUAAGAAUUUAUUUGAGUGUAAUAUAAAAUUUAGCUGGAAGGGGGAGAGGAGAAGAUACAUUUCAUUUUAUGUGUAAAACUAGUUGGGAUCUCUAAUCUUCUGUGUUUUGUAUUUAGAAAUGUAGCAGAAGGAUCUGAAACAAGGGAAACUUUUUGAUACGUGCAUUAGGCUUUCUAGGGAGUGUGUAGGCAGAAACAGCCAUUAGUCCUCUAGCUGCAACUGGGCUGUUCUCAUCCAUUAUUUCAAAUUGCUGUCAUUAAUAUAAGCAAUUCAAGUCCUGCCUUAGCCAUGAAAGCCAGCUGGGUGACUAGUCUCAGCCCAACUCACCUCACAGGGUUGUUGUUGGGAAAAUAGAGGAGGAAGGUGUGCUGAAUUUAGUGGCUGCCUUGAGUUAUUUGUAUACAAUGUAUAUAAAAAUAAUAAAGGUGGGAUAUACAUACAAACAUACCUACCUACAUUCUACGUGUAUUUUUGACUAAUAUCUUUGCAGGCAGUGAGCUAUACUUUGGCCUUAGGAAUUACAAUAUAAAGUUUUGCUUAGCAUCUUGCAAACUUUGCUCAUUCAAUCCAAUAGUUUCGAAAUAGGCCCAGUUGGAUUGGGCCUAUUAGAUCACUAAUAUUUUUAUUUGUAUCCUGCCUUUAUUAUUUUUAGAAAUAACUUAAGGUGGUGAACAUAUCUAAUAUUCCCUCCUCCUCUUUUCCUCAAACCCUGUGACGUGAGUUGGUCUGAGAAAGAAUGACUGGCCUAAGGUCACCCAGCAUGGUCAAAGUGGGAUUUGUACUCAUGGUCUCAUGGCUUCUAGCCUGGUGUCUUAAUUACUAGAACAAACUGGCUCUGAGACUGAAAAAGUCUAUGCGCUGAAAGAUAAUCUCUUAAGGAAUAAAAAAUGAUAAACAAUUGCUAAGCAUGGAGAUAUUUUGUAUAACUCCAGUAAUAUACUGCAAUAUUAGCUUAGUUCCCCAUUCCUUCCUCAGCACUGUUGAGUUUUUAUAGAAGAGCAGGUCUCUCUUUGCCAUUAUAGCUAAGCCCCAGCGAAGUUAUAUAUUCAUAGUCUUAGCUUUCAGAAUGAAAGGAGAACAGACCAGUGAAAUCCGUUCUUCUGCACAGUUGAGUCAUUGUAGGCAUUUGUUCAAUGCUUAUGAUGUGUGCCCAUGGCAGUGACGCCAAGCCAUGGUAAGAGCAAGAAUGUUGUGGCUUGCUACAGUUGAACACCCAACUUGACAUAAGCAGCACAUUGAUAGCUGAAUUGUAUUAAUAAAAAAGCUUUGUUAACAGUUCAAAACCAUUAACACAGGACAUUAAAUCACAAUUUUAACACA